This is a messenger RNA of Bicyclus anynana (squinting bush brown), 5579 nucleotides long. It is a transcript of the gene MAPk-Ak2, whose product is annotated as MAP kinase-activated protein kinase 2. The record is from RefSeq and is a predicted model, not a curated record. Lineage: Eukaryota; Metazoa; Arthropoda; Insecta; Lepidoptera; Nymphalidae. The transcript is spliced from 8 exons. The coding region runs from base 217 to 1260 and encodes 347 amino acids. Gene Ontology annotation, cellular component: nucleus; cytoplasm. Gene Ontology annotation, molecular function: mitogen-activated protein kinase binding; calmodulin binding; calcium/calmodulin-dependent protein kinase activity. Gene Ontology annotation, biological process: peptidyl-serine phosphorylation; protein autophosphorylation; intracellular signal transduction.
UUUCAUUUUCAUUUGCUAGCUUUGCUCACGCGAUACCUACAAGAUUUGUCGUACACGGAAAUUUAGAUAAAAUCGUAAAAGUUUAGUCGUAAAAUCAGUUCAGUGGUACGGUUUAAUACAUUAAGUUUCUCGUGACAUAUCAGUGGUGCGCAAACAAACAGUAAUUUUUAGUUAAUUUGUACUUGAAACGUGUAGUGCUGUAAGUUUACGUCGAAAAUGAAUAUAAUUUCAAGAACACCAAAAACUACACCUAUAACGGAUGAUUACGAUAUCUCCAACACGGUUCUCGGCCUUGGCAUUAACGGAAAAGUUGUAGAAUGUCACGAGAAAACUACAGGCAUGAAGCGAGCGCUGAAAGUGCUACACGAUAGCCCUAAAGCGCGGCGAGAGGUUGAACUACACUGGCGAGCUAGUGGCUGCAUACAUAUUGUUGAGAUAAUCGACGUAUACGACAACACAUACGGCGGCAAGCGCUGCCUGCUCGUGGUGAUGGAGUGCAUGGACGGCGGGGAGCUAUUCCAGAGGAUACAGGAUAACAGGGAGGGCGCCUUCACGGAGAGGCAGGCUGCUGAGAUAAUGCACUCAAUAUGCGUGGCAGUCCGUCACCUUCACGACUCGAACAUCGCACACCGAGACAUAAAGCCAGAGAAUCUACUGUAUACUAGCAUGCAGCCCAACGCGACGCUCAAAUUGACUGACUUCGGCUUCGCUAAGGAGACCCUCACGCCCGCUGACACACUGCAGACCCCUUGCUACACGCCGUACUAUGUUGCGCCUGAGGUGCUUGGCCCCGAUAAAUAUGACAAAUCGUGUGACAUAUGGUCGGUGGGAGUCGUGAUGUACAUACUGCUCUGUGGCUUCCCGCCCUUCUACUCCAACCACGGGCUGGCGAUAUCGCCGGGCAUGAAAAAGCGCAUAAGGUUAGGCCAGUAUGAUUUCCCUGAGCCAGAAUGGUCGAAUGUAUCCUCUGAAGCUAAAAACCUGAUCCGUGGUAUGCUGUCUGUUGAUCCCGUGAAACGUUUGACUAUACACCAGGUAAUGGCGAGCCCGUGGAUCCGCCAGUACACGCAGGUGCCGCAGACGCCGCUGUACACGGACACGCUGCUGCGCGACGCGGGCGACGCGUGGGCGGACGUGCAGGACGAGAUGACGCGCUCGCUCGCCACCAUGCGUGUCGACUACGACCAGGUCCAAAUCAAAGCGCUAGAGCAAAGCAACAAUUCGCUUCUCAACAAACGUCGGAACAAAGUGGGUGCCUGAGACAAGAUGAAUAGUACUUAGAGUUAUAACUUACCAAGCUCACAAACAUUUUGUUAAGGUCAUAUUUCCACUAACAGCUAAGGCGCCAAAGCUAACUAAGUGAUGCAAUGGACUAUAUAAAAAAUGCAAAUGAAAGCUAACUAUCACUUUUGAUAUUAAUGAAAAAUAAAAUGAUAAAAGUAACUCAUUUAAAAAAAUAUUUUCUUUUUUCUAAUUGAUGCUUCUAAUAUAGAUUAGUCAUGAAAACGAAGCAAACAUAUUGUCCUCUAACUGCAGCCUCGCACCGUAGUGGUUAGUGGCCUUAAUAAUUUUUGUGUAGUUUCAUUACUUACGAUACUUUGUAAGUAUUGCCAAUAUUUUAGGGCCAUAGCACACACGAUACUUUUAAAGCGGUCGUAUUUUGAAGAUAAAUCGGUAUUAUGUAUAUUCAUAGAUUACCUGAUUCAAAAUAGAAUCCUUAAAGUAGCAAGGGAUUCAACAGUGCAACAAGCAUGAAUAUUAUUGUGCAACUAAUUCGCUGGAGCAGUUAGAAAUGCCUUGUUUUUUCAAGCAUUUAAAAGAUUCAAAAAUCAAUAAUUCAGAAAUGUAAUCCUUGCGUAGCGAGGGAUUCAACUGCGUGAAAUGCAAAUGACAAUGCAUAAAAUUUUAAUACAGUAAAGAAAAUACCAUGAUGAAUAUACGAAACAAGAAUCGCGUGUGCAAUUGUCCUAAUUAACGUUUAAUUUAAUGCAACUUUACUUAUAUUUUUACAUACAAUAUACAGUACACGACAAUUAAAAUUACACAGGUUUUGAAAAAUGGUAUAAUCUGCUAGCUUCAUGUAUUUCAACAUUGUUUCUUUCAAAUUCAAUAAUUAAUGAUCAUCAGCUGCCUAUUGCGUACUACUAAAGUCAGCCAUUGACGGACAAUAUUGUAUUAUACAAUACACGAUUAGUUAUAGUCGUGGGUUCUGUAGAAACGUGAGAAUAAUUGAUCGUCAAUGGCGUGCAUUAUGGCAGAGUGAUUUUGUGAGUUCUAUCCCAUGACGCUUUUCCAGUUAUUUGAAUAAAAAAACGGAUAAUUUUAAAUGAAGUGUACUGUACUGUAACAUUUUUAUAUUUAGUGUAAUUAAUAUAAAUACGUGCAAUAAGUACAGAUAAUAAACGCUAAAUGCACGGAUAAAUGUAUUUGUGUAUAAAGGCUGGAGCAUAUCUGGCUCGAAGCAGCGUUGCGUCCGCCAGAUGUGAACCGACCCUAACACAUGUGGCCAUUACGAGUAUGUCAUCACACCAUCAUUUAUGACAAGAAUUAGUAGCUUAAUUAAUUGUAUUUGCAAUGGUAUUGUUAUCUUGUUGCGGUUUUUUGAAAAACCCGGAAUAGAGAUUUUGAAGGAAAAAUUUGACCCAAAUUGUCUAACCAGAGAUAAUGAACGAAGAUUGCUCUUUUGAUUAAUAGAUAUAAACCAAAAUCGAGUUCGUUACACUAAAUAUUCAAUUUAUAAAUAAAUACAUUGGAAAAAUUAUAAAAGUUGUAAAGAAAAAAAUAAAUUAGUUUGGGACGUUUUUUACUUUCUAUGCAUACCAUCACACGUAGACAGACAAGUAAUUAGACAACUGAUUGGAGUGUUGUUGUAAGACAAAUUUGACAUCCCGACACACCAAGCAUUUUUUCGACAAUAUAUUUCAUUGUUACUCUUUAUUUGCUACAAGUUGAGGCUGUGAAUACGUUUAUUUUGUAUAUUUUUUUUAUAAAAGCGUUAAACCUUUUCAAAUGAAAAUAAUUGCUAAAACAUGGUUGAAAACGGCACGCGUCAUGACACCAAAUAUCGAAUCGUCUUGUCUCGUUAUUGUUUACCGAGUCCACAGUUGUUCUCUUUUUUCUAUCCGUCUAUUUACUUCUUUGUCUACGAAUAGACCGAUUGAUAUUGACAAAUUCAAAAUUUCCAUUUUUUGACGUCAAUUAUGUAAAGUAUGACUGACAAACAUAUUCAAUCGCAUAAAGUGCCACUUUUAUCUAUGGUAUCUAUGGCCACAAACUUUUCACGCCAAAACUGGAACUAACGUCGCGGCGGUCGCCAUUUUGCAUAACAUUAAACUAAAAGCGCAACAACAUUGACACCCUCUGCCCUCACCAGGCCAUUAAGUUUGUGGCACUCUACACAUAUAAUUUAACGAUAAUAAUAUGUAAAUUGACAUAAGUCUCAUUUCCAUGUACUUGUAAAUAAUUAAUAAUGAUACUGAUUUCAGUAGCAUUAUGAUAUAAUGAGAAAUAUUUAUAAAUUUAAAAAGUCCAUAUGGGAGAACUAAAUGUCCCGCACUAGAUAUAGUUAGAUAUAAUCUAUAUCUCUGUAACUAGAUAGACUGUAGUUUUAGAAAAAAGAAAAAAAGUAUUUACAAAAAUUUUGGCUUGAUCAGUGAGAUGUUAUUACCUCUUGAAAAACUUAUCCAGAUAAAAUUAUUAAAAGAACAAUAUGUAAAUGUUAAAUAUAAUGUGUACCUAAAGAUAAUUAAAAUCCUAACAUUAUUUACCAAUAGUAAACAAUCAUAACUGUCGUUUUUAUUUUCUUUUUUGUCGUUUAAUCCACAACAACCUAAACUUGAUGACCAUGCUUUAGACCUUAUCGAUUCUAUUCCCACAAAUAUUAACAUUUGGAAAACUGAAAAAAAAUAUGGGAAAGUCAUUCGUAAUCGAUAAGUUACGUGAUCAAUCUACUAAUCGGAUACUACUACAUUCUCGUAUUUUUUUUUAGUUUUCGAAGCGGUAGCGUUUGCGGGAUGAGAAUCGAUGGAUAACAUGGCUAGAGACCCUGACACACUCUGGGCUAAAACUAAACUAAACUAUGUCUGUUUAAGCUUUGAAAAUUAACUUCUUUGUCAAAAAGGCAGUUUUUAGCAAUAAUUAAGUUAAACAAGUUAAUUGUCAAUAUUUAAUUAACUGUACUGUAGUUGCUCAAAAAUUAUGGCAACCUUAUAAUCAUAAACAAUUUACAUAACAGUUAUGAUUGUUAGCAUUUAAACUUAUCGACAUUAUAACUUACAUUUUAGGCUCUCACAAAACUAAAAAUACUUAAUACUUUAGUCACAAAAAAACAAACUAAGUUUAAGUUAGGGCAAAAUUUAGUAUGUAUAUUUUAUAUGAUUUCACAAAAUUAUCAUGAAAAGUACGUCAUUAAUUUCGAAUUUGUCUAUACUGUAAAACUUUAUAAAUCUGUAUAAAUCAGUUUGUACUGAAACAAUUUACUUUUGCUAAAGUAACGAUGAAAGAGUUUAGGAAUUUAGGAAUAAUUUAAAGAUUAGGAAUUCAGACAUUGAUUUAAUCUUAUUUUUGAGUCAUUUAGAGACAAUCGAAAUUCGACUUUAAAUGUUUUCUCACUAACAUCACAAUUGCUUUAACAAAAAGAAAUAUAUAACUCAAAGUACGCUAAAUACGCGUACUUAAAUCAUUCGUAUCAAAUUAUACACUAGCUUUAAGAGUUAAGUUUUUUGACUAUAAAGAUUGCAUGCUUAGAGGCCUUUUUAUGCCUCUAGUUACACGUCUUUAUGAAUAUUUGACAUCACAUUGCCAUCAUUCUUUAUUAUAUUAGUUUAUAAGUACUUAUUUUUUUAUAGUGUAAGAGCUAACAUCACGUGAAUGGUUGUAGAAACCUGUUUGUUUCGAAAUAUCUUACGAUGCAAAUAAUUGCAUAGAUAUUUACGGUACUCGAGGUGUAUAAGUUGAAUGUUCAUUAGUUUGUAUAAGGUGUGAUUAUGAAAAGUCAUUGGACAUUUCUAAACAAACAUCAGUUCAUAAUAAAAGCAAUGCUAGUUAGUUUAACAAUAAAUAUACGUUUAAAUAUUGUAGAUAAAUAAUAACUUGUUUCAGACUGUUCGUCCACUGAUGCUUUAUAGUUAAAUAAUCAAAUUAUAAUAAAAGAUACAUACAGUUUGGGUAGUUUUAACAUGUUCUUAAUUGACAGACAAGUCUCAAUUAUGGAUAUCUAAUAAGGGUUCCUAGUUGACUACGGAACCCUAAAAUUGGGACUUGUUGCUGAAAAGAAAAUUUAUGAUUUUUUAUCAUGACUUGGAUGUACUACCAUCCAUAUUAAGUAAAUCCACAGACUGUCAAAGUUACCCAAUUUGACAGUAUUUGAAAAGAAUUAAAACUGUUCAAAAUAAAGUAGAUAAUCGCUAGAGAUUCUGUUGACUUAUCAAGCAUUUGGGCUGCAAAGUAUAUUUUAUAUUAAAAGUAAGAAAUGUCAAUAGUUUGCUAACAUUUUUUCAGAAAUUGUGGAAUUGCAUUGUAAUAAAUAGUAUUUAAUGUUACCCGGUAACUUGAGUGAAUUAAAAUUAAUGUAGACAUUA